Molecule: messenger RNA, 1864 nt
Organism: Myripristis murdjan (pinecone soldierfish)
Lineage: Eukaryota; Metazoa; Chordata; Actinopteri; Holocentriformes; Holocentridae
Product: leucine rich adaptor protein 1-like
Exons: 3
Coding region: 374-1324 (316 amino acids)
Biological process (GO): positive regulation of cytokine production; positive regulation of canonical NF-kappaB signal transduction
Source: RefSeq, a predicted model, not a curated record
UUAUGUGCUAGGUUCCACAUGAGCAGCCGCUCAGUUCAAUAACUCUGCAUUAUGAACGGUGAGAGCAAAGCAGAUGAUUUACUGGCUCUGACUUCCAGCUUUUUCUUACUCCACUGGACUUGUUCUGUGAUCCUGUGGAAAGUUUGCCACUCAUGAUCAGGUUUAUUGUGGAGUGUUCACGAAUACUACAAAUGGGGACUCUUCCAAAUUGACUCCAAGGGUCGCGGUGGGGUGAGAUUUUCUUGCCGGUGGAUCUUCUGAGCGUCUAAAUCCUCACAGCGGCACUUUGAGGAAGGUGAAGCGACUUUACGCACAAGAUCAGCGUCUCUGGACUUACUAACCAGCGCUUGAACGAGUUGGACUGCGCGCUGGGAUGGCAGAAGAAAUCUUGAACGAUUCGAUUCCAGAUUUGAAAGAGCUGGAAAAUAAGAUCGGGGUGAAAACACCGGAGAGCCUUCUAGUUUGGAUGAGGGAUACUGCGCAUUGCGAAGACUGUUGGAGCGCUGAUGUAGUCGAUAGAGGAGACCACAGCACUCUCACCAGUGACACUUUCUCUGACAAAAUAAGAAACUUAAAACAGGAGAUGAGGUGGCUGCGCUCUGCUGAUGUGAGGAUCUUGCGUCAGCUGGUGGCUGUCCACGAGGGCAUCGAGGCCAUGCGCUGGCUGAUGGAGGACCGGGGCACCUUCGCUAGCCGUGGCAGCAGCCUGACGGGCAGCCAGUGCAGCCUGGUCACCAUGGAGGGGUCUGGGCCCUGCAUGUCCCCCUGCAGGGAAAGCCCAAGUCCACUCUGUUUCCAGGAUCCAAAUGACACCGCUGUUGGAGAGGAAUCAGCAGAUCCAGCGCCGGAGAAUGACAACAGCUACAUCGACGUGCCAGGCCAUGCAUGUACCAAAGCAAGGCCUCCUACUCCCUCCAGCUCCAAGUCUGAAGUCAGUUGUGCCACUGAGGAGAGACAUGGUCAGGGAUGGUGUGGCACAAGCCCUGACAGCGCCAGCAGUUCUGUUAGUGCCAGUUCACUGAAGCUGCAACCCCAGAUUUCAGAAGCAGCUCCGUCACGCCACUUUAAAACUGGCGCAGAGCCCAUCAGGAGAGCCUUGAUCAGAUCUAGGAAGGGACUGAAAGGGGGUACUAGUGGUUUUGCCCUGCCUAAGCAGACAGGAGAGACACAGGGGCACCACAGUCUCCCUAUGCAGAGUCUCGGAGCCUUUAAAAAUAGUGAAAUGCAGGAGGAACAGAGGAGGCCCAGUAGAGAGGAGGCUCUGUUGGGCUACGAUGCUCAAUGGUGCUGGGUGGAGUCACAGGAUGAUGUGACUUUUUUAUGAUCUACAAUUCUCUAAAGCACAAUUUCAAUUUAUGAUCCUUGGUUUGAAAGUAAUCCCCCUCAGGAGCCAAUGUUACAGAGGGCUUUACAAUUAUUAUACAGUUUGGCAUGGAAUGUAUCUUGUUUUAUAAGAAUAAGCGCAAUAUCCAAUGUUUAAUGUAUGACUGCUCACUCUGUAAACAGAUUCAGACUCAAUGUGGACUGUCACUGAUUUUGUUUACACAGUACACUGUUAGUUCGCUGUAUUUUCAUUGUGACUGUGCAUUUUAAAGUAACACAUAUCCUUGCAAAAUGAUAGAAAGCACAAAAUUUAAAUAAAUCAUGGUUCUCUUUCAUUAGAGACUUAUGUCCUUGGUUGAUAAAAUGAUGCUUUUACCAACAAUAAUGCUUAUAAUUUAGAGAGAGUGAAUGGUGAAUUUCAGGCAAUUUGUGCUGUAGUUUCUUUCCUUUGAAGUGCUUAUUUCCUUUUGUAACACUCCAGAAUGUCAUCAUUAAUUGAUGAGGCAAGAAAGAUAAUCACAAAGAUGUCUUGGUUGUUAUU